GUAUAACCUCCCUUUUUGUCACUUGUUUCAAAACCGUAAAACGGCCGUAACACGAGUAGUAUAGAUCGUAUGACUGUUGUUUUUUGGUUUUUCGAAAAAAGACCACCCUCUGACCUUUUAUAGUUAUCCUCUUUUUUUGGAUGAUUUUCUAAUCUCCACUCGAUAUUACUUCGUAUGGGUGGUGAAUCAUCUGUGUUUUGAUAGUGUAGCUCUUUGAAAAAAAUGGACACAAUGGAACGACGCUUGGAGUAUGUCUUAUAUUAUUACGAUAGAUACUGCAACUGGGUUGUUGACCACGCCAACAUAGUAACUUCCAUCGAAUCCUUAACCAGUUGGAGCUCGUUUCUCUUAUCAGGUAAACUGAAUGACACAACUGUUGUAGAAGUGCUCUACUCGCUGUCUCGAUUGUAUUCACUUUUGAACGACCAUGCUUAUGUGCAUGUCAAAAAGAUCCCUUUUCAUCCUUCAACAAAGCCAGGAUACUUUUGGAAACUGUUUCUUACUGUGAUAGAAUAUCUAGAAGUCAGUCUUGAAAUCACUGCAGACCAGAAAUUGAGCAAAGAAGGAAAAUGGGCUAUAAUUUCUACUAUUCAAACCUUGAAAACCGCCGGAAGGCUAAUAUUGCUACAUCAAACAAAAACAGGCCUUUUACCUAAUCCACCUGUUUUACCGCUGUCAAGGAAUGCAAUUGAGAAAUUAGAACUUCUCCCUUCAAGUGCGUUUUUUACCUUGAAGUCAGGAAAAACCAUUCGUAGAGUUACUGAAGGACCUUAUAUUGCAGAAGAAUAUCUGAAAGCAUUGCCAGGACCUGAACUCGAUGAAAGGACUUUACAAUUUAAUCAUGUUCAGAAAUUAGCUGAGAUCAUUUUUAUUCUGAAACCAGUGGUACAUUUACUAGCCUUACGGAAAUGGGGGUCCAGAAGUUAUAAACCUUGGUUUCUUUCUUUAACCAUGGAUGCUGCGAGUUUGUCAAUUUUUCAAUUUCAUCCUUCUGCAAAGUUAAAGAAUUCGGAUCAAGAAUGGCAAAUAUUCUACCGCUAUAUGCGUUUGCUUCUGUACAUUUUGCGUUCGCCCCUGUAUGACAGGAUUUCAAAGCAGACGAUCGAUAUUUUCUUCAUCGGACUGAGACGAUCACUUCCAUGCUUUGGGUGGUUGAUCAAUCAGUUAGCAGCUUACCUGCCUAAAUGGCAACAAAUGUAUUUUUACAUGUGGUCUCUUUAAACAUGAAUAAAAAUUAAGUUCCAAUUAUGACCAUUUACUUGUUAACACUUGGGGGGGGGGGAUUCGAUAUAUUAUACCAUACUUGUUGGUUAGAAAAUAGUCAGCAUUUAUAUCAUAUUUCAUUUCUUUGUGUAUUAAGUUGAUAGUUUUUAUUUUUCUUAUAUUCUGUCUAAAAUUCAUGUUCGAAAUCAUGUCAUUAUUAAAAACUCUUCUUUUUAACACAAUAAAAUUUAUAGUUGAUGUAUUAUUUAACAACUUAUUGUUGUAUUUAAACUGGGAUUAGUGUUGUCGUAUAUAUUUCUCAGUGUACAAAUUUAAAAUACUUUUUUUUAUAUAUUAUUUUUGUAAUCUACGUUUGUAAUUUAUGAAUGGUGAUAUGAGCCCCUAGUCAUACAGGGAAGACUAGAUGUAUAAAAUGUUUUAUUUUAAUGGUUUUCAUUACUUAGCUUACACUAAAAAACUUUGCUUCAAGCAAAGAGGGAUAAAAUUGAAUUAUCGAAAAAGGAUGUGGACUUUACAACCUGGAUGCAUAUAAUUGAAGAGUUGUUUUGUAUAAAUUGUUUAAAUAGCUUGCUGUUUGUGCAUAGUUACAUUAAAUGGAAGUUCUCUUUCAUAUAAUUUAAUUUUUUUUGUACUUGGAUCAGUUAUUGAAACCAGUGAGAGAACGUUUCCAGUAAAAAAAAGUCAAGUUCCAGUUUUAAAAAAAAGUAUAAUUGCUAUGUAUGACACCCUUGGCAUAAAGGAAAUUAGAAUUUUAGGAACACAAGAAUGGUAAGAGAAAAAGGGCAUUGCAAUUUAUCCAAAGAUUAUCCAAAAUUUGUGAUUUUGUAAGUUGUAAAAGGU
Molecule: messenger RNA, 2064 nt
Organism: Cimex lectularius (bed bug)
Lineage: Eukaryota; Metazoa; Arthropoda; Insecta; Hemiptera; Cimicidae
Gene: Pex16
Product: peroxisomal membrane protein PEX16
Exons: 6
Coding region: 223-1221 (332 amino acids)
Biological process (GO): peroxisome organization
Cellular component (GO): peroxisomal membrane
Source: RefSeq, a predicted model, not a curated record